CGCGGAGACCCCGCGCCAUCAGAGCAGCGCUGAUGCAGUGGAAGACACACAAGAUGGCGGCGAUCGGCGGAUAGACGAACAUUCGCGUAAACACUCGAACCGUUCCGUGCUAAUCUGCGCUGUAACGAGACCAGAAGGCGGUUAAACACCCGAGGAUCAUGCUGCUCGGAUCGGUCUGGAUCGUGUGAGGUUCGGCUCAUUCUGAGGGUUAAUUAACGGCUUUCCUGAGUUUAAGAUGACCGAUAGGAGGUAGCGUCAGGUUUAGGUUUAGUGUUGUGAUAUAAACUCUUGUCUUUCCGAGAGUCCGAUCAAACCGGACCCAGGCUCCGGCUGGUUUCGUGUGGAUUAGUCAGGGUUAGGAUGAGCGGCGCCCGGCUGCGCGGGUCUGAGGCGAGGCAGUGCUAGGCUGCUAGCUUUGUGCGCUAGCGAUGCGUCAGGACUGCUAGUGCUGCUUAAGCUGGUUCGGUUCGGUUCGGUUCGUGCGGGAAAGAUGAGCGACACCCGGCGGCGGGUGAAGGUGUACACGCUGAACGAGGAGCGGCAGUGGGAGGACCGGGGCACCGGGCAUGUGUGCUGCUCGGAGCCGGACUCGCUGACGGUCACCGGCGAGGCUGACGGCUCUCUGCUGCUGGAGUCCAAGAUCAACCCCGACACCGCGUAUCAGAAGCAGCAGGACACGCUCAUCGUCUGGUCCGAAGCGGAGAACUAUGACCUGGCUCUGAGCUUCCAGGAGAAAGCGGGCUGUGAUGAGAUCUGGGAGAAGAUCUGUCAGGUGCAGGGCAAAGAUCCGUCCGUGGAGAUCACGCAGGACCCCAUGGACGAGUCCGAGGAGGAGCGGUUCGAGGACACGCUGGAGUCGGGUCACCUGGUGGAGCUGCCGGCCUGCGAGCCGGGCUGUCUGGAGGAGCUGGCGGAGCUGGUGACGUCGGUGCUGCCGUCGCCCGUCCGGCGCGAGAAGCUGGCGCUCGCUCUGCUCAGCUCGGGGUACAUCAGGAAGCUGCUGCAGCUCUUCCGGGCGUGCGAGGAGUCGGGCGACCGCCAGGGCCUGCAGCACCUGUACCAGAUCGUGCGCGGCCUGCUGUUCCUCAACAAGGCCACGCUGUUCGAGCUGAUGUUCGCCGACGACUGCAUCAUGGACGUGGUGGGCUGCCUGGAGUACGAGCCGGCGCUGCUGCAGCCCAAGCGGCACCGCGAGUUCCUCACCAAGACGGCCCGGUUCAAAGAGGUGAUCCCCAUCACGGACUCGGAGCUGCGGCAGAAGAUCCACCAGACGUACCGCGUGCAGUACAUCCAGGACAUCAUCCUGCCCACGCAGUCCGUCUUCGAGGACAACUUCCUGACCACGCUGUCCUCCUUCAUCUUCUUCAACAAAGUGGAGAUCGUCAGCAUGCUGCAGGAGGAUGAGAAGUUCCUGACGGAGGUGUUUGCUCAGCUCACAGAUGAAGCUACAGAGGACAGCAAGAGGAGAGAGCUGGUGAACUUCUUCAAGGAGUUCUGUGCUUUCUCACAAACGCUGCAGCCGCAGAACAGAGACGCCUUCUUCAAAACGCUGGCCAACCUGGGCAUCUUACCGGCGCUGGAGAUCGUGAUGGGCAUGGAUGACGUCCAGGUGAAGGCCGCAGCCACAGACAUCUUCUCGUACCUGGUGGAGUUCAGUCCGUCUAUGGUGCGCGAGUUCGUCAUGCAGGAGCCGCAGCAGGCCGACGACGACGUGCUGCUGAUUAACGUGGUGAUCAAGCAGAUGAUCUGUGACUCGGACCCCGAGCUGGGCGGUGCAGUGCAGCUGAUGGGGCUCCUGAGGACCCUCAUCGACCCCGAGAACAUGCUCGCUCCGGCCAGCAAAACGGAGAAGAGUGAGUUCCUGAGUUUCUUCUACAAGUACUGUAUGCACGUGCUGACGGCUCCACUGCUGGCCAACACCGCGGAGGAGGACCGAGAUCUGACGGAGGGAGCGGCUAAAGUCAACCCCGUGUGUCCAGAUAACUUCCAGACGGCGCAGCUGCUGGCUCUGAUCCUGGAGCUGCUGACCUUCUGCGUGGAGCAUCACGCGUACCACAUCAAGAACUACAUCAUGACCAAAGACCUGCUGAGGAGGGUGCUGACGCUCAUGAACUCCAAACACACCUUCCUGGCGCUCUGUGCGCUGCGCUUCAUGAGGAGAAUCAUCGGCCUGAAGGACGAGUAUUACAACCGCUACAUCGUGAAAGGAAACCUGUUCGAGCCGGUCAUCAACGCACUGCUGGACAACGGCACCAGAUACAACCUGCUGAACUCGGCCAUCAUCGAGCUCUUCGAGUUCAUCAGAGUGGAGGACAUCAAAUCUCUGAUUGCACACAUCGUGGAUAACUUCUACACGGCGCUGGAGUCCAUCGAGUACGUGCAGACCUUCAAGGGUCUGAAGGGCCGCUACGAGCAGGAGAAGGAGCGUCAGAGCCGAGGACUCAGCAGGUAUCGCAGGGACGCCCGCUCCUUCGAGGAGGACGAGGACAUGUGGAUGAACGAGGACGAGGAAGAGGAGGAUGCCUCCGACGCAGGGCUGGACAAGUGCAAGAGCGACUACGGGAAGUUCAUGGAGAGCGAGAAAGUGAAAGAGAGUCAGGACAAGGAGAACCAGCCCAAGCGCACGGCGAGCGGCAGCUUCAAGUUCACCUUCUCUCACUCAGCUGGAGCGGCUAACACCGCUAACGGCUCCAAACCUCCACCCUCCGCUUCCUCCAGCAGAGCUGCAACCGGGCUGGUGGGGCUCGUGGACUACCCAGACGAUGAAGACGAGGAGGAGGAGGAGGAGGAGGAAGAGGAGGAGGAGAGCGCUGACGAGGAGCAGUCGCCGCGCAAGAGGCCUCGUCUGGGCUCGUAAAGCCCGGCUGCGCUCACACUUCCACCCCAGCUGAACCAGAGGAGCUUCCAGUGAGCCAAUCGCAGCGCAGCAGGGGCUGAUGGGAGCGCCGCGCAGGCUAGCAGGACUAGCCGCACUGAUCGAGCUGGAUCGGCUCGGACUCUGAAGAGCUGCUGUCGUCGCGGCCCAAGUUCAGUGACAUCGGCGGAUGUGGCUGCUUCCUUUUUUAGUGAUUUCUUCUGGACGCUUGUGUUUUUUAAUGAUUGGCGGGAGAUCUCGCCGGCGCGCGAGCGUUAUUAACCUUUAUAAUCAGACGUCUGGAAUUCAGGCUAGAAGGUGCAGCGCUGAUGGUUUUAAAACACAUUAAAUUGCAGUAAAUGUUUUGAUUUGUGUGAUUUGUGGCGCAGACGUCGCUCCUGAUCUGAGGACUGAUCUGAGGUCAGCUUUGGCUCGUCGGUCGCGCUGCGAGAGAACACCGAGUGUUAAACCAGGCUGAUCGGACUACAUCUUUCAGAUGCCUAGAUUAAAUAUUAAAAGCAGUUUUAGUUUUUCCCUCAUUUUUGUACACUUUCCUACUAGCACCAUCCGUUAAAGAGCAUUUGUAUGAAUUUGAUAUUUUUUACAAUUUUCAGAUUAAAUUUGGUCCUGCAAUUAAACGAGGUUGUUCAGUAUUUUGUGCCGUGUUUGAGUAGGUCUGAUAACAGAGGCACAGUUUACCAGAAGCAUGAUCGGUUAUGAUGACUGAGCAGGGAUCGAUCUCGUACCUUUGACUCCGUCAGCUGGACGACCAGUCGACCCUCGAGUCCAGAAGGACCCCUGUAUCCUGAGCUUGGGACAGACGUGUGUAGUGCUGUCCAGAACCACAGACGCCUGCAGCUCAGUCAUCGUCCGUUUCUCAAGCCUCUGGCAGAAUAUCAUU
Molecule: messenger RNA, 3755 nt
Organism: Onychostoma macrolepis
Lineage: Eukaryota; Metazoa; Chordata; Actinopteri; Cypriniformes; Cyprinidae
Gene: ppp4r3b
Product: protein phosphatase 4, regulatory subunit 3B
Exons: 16
Coding region: 491-2857 (788 amino acids)
Biological process (GO): protein dephosphorylation; DNA damage response
Cellular component (GO): nucleoplasm; protein phosphatase 4 complex
Molecular function (GO): protein phosphatase activator activity
Source: RefSeq, a predicted model, not a curated record